UCAUUUUCAUUUCAAUAUGCACUCGAUUGACUGACUAAUCGUUUCAUAUAGCCUUCCAAUUUCAAGGCCGGGCGUAUUUCUUCUUGUCUGAAAAUGAUUGUGAAAGUUAAUGGCCAUUUUGGAAGAAUGCCUUCCAUGUAUAGGACAUAUAAAAGUUUCGUGUGACAAAAUACUUCAUUGGUAUCAUCGUAGAUAAUAAUGAUGUAAAAUUUCAUUUUGGAAUUCACAUCUUGUUUUGCUUAGGCAUUGAAUUUGACAAGAAUAUUUUUUUUAAUCUAAGAAGGUAAUCGACAUCAGUGGAGCCCAAACUUGUUCUUACACACCUUGUGAUUUCUGUAUACUUCCGAUUAUAAGUUUUGAAAGUCUAAAAAUCAAUCAUUGGAAUUCAGUUUAUGUUUUACAACUCUAUAUUGAACCAAAUGGCUGACUGCAAAAUGGAGGUCCCGCUAGACUCUGAGGGAGAGAAGCCCACAGAAGCUUCAUCACCGGAAAAAUUAAAGGCAGUCCUUGAGAAACCGAAAGCACUUGUCAAGGAGAUGACCAAUGAUAUCCUGGUGAAGUCAUGGCGCACGGUCGUUCAAAGUUUCUGUAAAUCUACAACGAUGCAUGGAGUGAGUCGGCUGAUUGAAUCAACCAGAGCUAUCUUUCGUUUAGCGUGGUUACUCACUGUGCUUACAUUCCUGUGUAUUCUGAUGUGGCAAGCAUACUCUCUCGUCGAUGAUUACAGAGGAAACCCUGCAACAACCACAAUCAACAUGGUCCCUAACAACAAGCUAUCCUUCCCCGCUGUCACUGUCUGCAAUAUGAACAGGUUGCGUAGAUCGAAGCUUGCAGGUACGCGGUUCGAACCUCUCUUAGAUAGGAAACUGCUUGUGAACUUAUUGAAUCCUGAUGGCCGUGAUGAGAGCGACAUUGACGACCACGGUGCUGAAACAUCUCCUCCAUUAACGCCGGUGACGACGACAACGAUGGCGUCAACCACUGUAUCCAAAGAGGCAUCCCCGGAGGCAUCAAAUAGCAGCGGUGUUCCUCCACCUGAUGAAUUGUCUUCAACUCCGGCUGAAGGAUUGGAGAUGUCGACUGAAGACACUACGGUAGUCGUCAAAGUCGACGAUCCCGAUGUCGGUCGUCGAAAGCGAGAUGUUGACUGGCAGUUUACAAACAAACAUCUAUCAUCUCUCCGACGAACGACUGAUCUUCAUGCCCGAGCCAUACCAUAUAUAAAUGCACCUGUUGAGAAUGAUGAUUCAAAUUGGAGCUAUCUACUGCAGUUAUCCGAAUCUGAUGAUUUUCAAGAUUUUAUAGGAUCCGUGAAUCCAUCGAAAGAAGAGCUUCAAAAGCUUGGUCAUCAACCAGAAGAAUUCAUUUUACAGUGUUCAUUUAAUCAACACCACUGUGACUACAGGAAUUUCACAACGAUUUUCAAUUCGCAGUAUGGAAAUUGUUUCACCUUCAAUCGACCAGCCGAAAACAAGUCUAUUUUGGAAACGGGAAAGACUGGCUCCAGAUACGGACUCCACCUUACCCUAUUUACGGACCAAUCAGAAUACAUCGGUCUUUUAUCCCACCAAUCGGGUGUACGAGUGGCUAUCCACGAACCUAACGCACGCCCCUUUCCUGAGGAUGAGGGGAUCACUGCUUCUACUGGUACUCUCACAUCAAUUGGUCUCCGACUACGGAAUAUAACCAGACUUAGUGGUCGCUAUAGCGAUUGUCGCAACCCUUCCGAGUUUAUCGACGGAUUUGACUACUCCUUACGAGCCUGUUUGAAUGCGUGUUACCAGAGUAAGCUUCGGUAUGAAUGCGGCUGUGUGAGUGACGUCAUGGGUAAUACUACAAUCUGCAGUACACUAGAUCCAAGACAAGAUGCUUGUCAGCGGAGAGUAGAUGAGAUGGCAAUGGAUAAUAAGCUCGGGUGUAAAUGUGUUUCACCAUGCAGUGAGAUCGACUACGAGAGAUUCGCAUCAUUUUCAAAAUGGCCAACAGAGAGGGCCGAUGCGUAUCUAACGAAGAAGAUUAAUAAGCGAAACAGAAAGGCAGGGAAUAUGACAGUGGACGCAUCGUUUAGAAGGAAAAAUUUGGUUCGCGUAGAAAUCUUCUAUGAAAAACUUAAUUACGAAUCGUACAUACAAAUGCCCAAAUACACGUUUGGUAGCCUCCUUGGAGGUAUCGGAGGUCUAAUGGGUUUCUUUGCUGGGAUGUCUCUCAUCACUGUCUUCGAACUCUGUGGCUUCAUCAUUCAACUUCUUGGUCUGCUAUGUGGUAGACUGACCACGCCCAUACCGGAAGAUGGUAAUGAAGGGGAGACUCCCCCUCCUCCUCCUCAUGAGUCACGUAUUGGUAAGGUAGGUCGUCGUCUUACCAAGGCAUUUCGUCAUCAUCCUCACCAUGGACGUGGCGUGUCAUCCACAGCUCAACCUACCGAUUUGUGAAGUCAUUAUAAACGUAGAUAGACUAUAUACAGAUAUGAAAACCAAUGAAUGUAUUAUGGAGAAGUCAUUGAUAUUAUUUAAUCUUGUAAAGAAGCUAUCAGGUGGUUCUUUUUUUAGAAAUGCUUGUAAUGUGAUCUUGACAUGCAUUCUUUACAAUAUUUUCAAUUUUAUAUUUGAAUAUACAGCCAGCAUGCAAGCUUGUGAAUUUGUGUGAUAUCAUCAAGUAGGUAUAGACAUAAAGCAUGUGUAUAAAAAAAGUAUAUAGUAAAUAUAUCAGUACAAAUAGCUUAGCAUAGCUGAAUUUGUAUUAUAAAUUAUCGACCGCAUUGCCCUUUCUGUUCUUUUUACUUGCAUUCAUAUUUGCUAAGCUUCUUCGUCUAAAUAUAUGUAUGCGUGUCAAUUUAUUUUUUUGCAUUCCUCUACAUAAACGAAUUUCGAUUGUUUUUAUCUUAAAUAUUAUACGAUGUAACGAUAUGACAUGUAUCUUAAGCAAACGAAUUUGAAUAUUCUUCUGUUAGAAAAGUAGCUAAUAAUAGGCCUAAAAUCACAAUAGAUAGUUCAAAGGUUUUGUCAAAAGUUGAUGGACCGGUUAAGCAGAUAGUCCCAAUAUAAGGACUGGAAGAAAAAAUACAAAUAUUUGGUUUGUCCAUGCAGAGUCCAAGACGGCACCGCUAUUUUGAUUCACUGAUUUUCGACAAAGACUGCUUUGUCAUGAAGGGCUUUGUUUGGACAAUGUGAUUCUCUGCGUUCCAGAAGGCAUCUUUGUAGUUGUUGAGAAUAUAAUACGUCCCUCGCAACAAAUAUCAAGCCUAAAAUAUCUGUUACACAAUAUCUUUGUCAUGACUUUGUAUCCUAUAUAAAUAUUUCAUGAAUUUAUUGAUAACUCCUAUUAUAAUUCGUUAUAACAUUCAUUAUGUUGUAUAAUUACGAUUGAGCAUAUCAACUUUCAGCAGACCCUAUAUGCUGUUACCUGUGGCCUUUUGCCCAAAAAAAAUCCAUAAGAAAACUCUGGCAAAUAAACAAAUAUUCUGGCAAACAAAAUUAUUCUUCUAU
Messenger RNA from Lytechinus variegatus (green sea urchin), 3485 nucleotides. Its product is annotated as amiloride-sensitive sodium channel subunit gamma-like. Gene Ontology annotation, molecular function: ligand-gated sodium channel activity. Lineage: Eukaryota; Metazoa; Echinodermata; Echinoidea; Temnopleuroida; Toxopneustidae. Gene Ontology annotation, cellular component: membrane. The transcript has 9 exons. Gene Ontology annotation, biological process: sodium ion transmembrane transport. Bases 393 to 2432 code for a protein of 679 amino acids. The record is from RefSeq and is a predicted model, not a curated record.